Molecule: messenger RNA, 1311 nt
Organism: Protobothrops mucrosquamatus (brown spotted pit viper)
Lineage: Eukaryota; Metazoa; Chordata; Lepidosauria; Squamata; Viperidae
Gene: FGG
Product: fibrinogen gamma chain
Exons: 9
Coding region: 1-1311 (436 amino acids)
Biological process (GO): protein polymerization; platelet activation; blood coagulation
Cellular component (GO): fibrinogen complex
Molecular function (GO): signaling receptor binding
Source: RefSeq, a predicted model, not a curated record
AUGCUGCCAAAAUUUAACAAGUGGCUGCCUCUUCUAUUUUUCUUCUUUUCAACUUGUACUGCAUAUUUUGCCACGCGUGAAAACUGCUGUAUCUUGGAUGAACGAUUCGGCAACUUUUGUCCUACAACAUGCGGCAUUGCAGAUUUCAUAGCUAGAUAUCAUUUGGAUGUUGAUCGAGAUUUGCAGAACCUUGAACAAAUGAUGGGGGACAUUUCUAAUUCUUCAGGAGUAACUGACAAUUUGAUACGCCAUAUCCGACAAGAGCAUGCCUCACAGCCAGCAGCUCAGUCAAAUGUAAUUCCAGGUUAUACACAGAAGUCCAGACAAAUCAUUGAUGAAAUUAUUAGAUAUGAAAACAUCGUUGUGGGCUAUGAAAAUACAGUACAGCAAUUGACAAACAUACUGAUAUCAAACAAUAACAAGAUUCAGUCACUAAAGCAGAAAACUGCUCAGCUCGAAGCACAAUGUCAACAGCCAUGUAAAGACACUGUUCAGAUACAAGAAUUAACUGGAAGAGAUUGUCAAGACAUUGCUAAUAAAGGUGCCCGGCAGAGUGGGCUGUACUUCAUAAAACCCCUGAAAGCCAAGCAACAGUUCCUGGUGUACUGUGAAAUCGACACUCUGGGCAACGGGUGGACAGUUUUACAAAGGAGGCUUGAUGGCAGUGAAGACUUUAACAAAAACUGGAUUCAAUAUAAGGAAGGAUUUGGACAUCUGUCACCAAAUGACAAUACAGAAUUCUGGUUGGGAAAUGAAAAGAUUCAUUUAAUAACUACGCAGACUACAGUUCCAUAUGCCUUGAGAGUAGAGAUGGAGGAUUGGGCUAAUCAAAAAAGCUAUGCAGAUUAUGCCCAUUUCAAGUUGGGAAAUGAAGCUGACAAAUACCGUUUGACCUAUGCCUUCUUUGCUGGGGGUGAAGCUGGGGAUGCCUUUGAUGGGUUUGAUUUUGGAACUGAUCCGAGUGACAAAUUUUUUACUUCUCACAACGGCAUUCAGUUUAGCACGCAUGACAAUGAUAAUGAUAAAUUUGAAGGCAACUGCGCUGAACAAGAUGGAUCUGGGUGGUGGAUGAACAAAUGUCACGCUGCCCAUCUGAAUGGCAAAUAUUAUCAAGGAGGUGUUUAUAGCGAGAAAGAUGCUGGUCCAAAUGGCUAUGACAAUGGCAUUACCUGGGCAACUUGGCGUGAUCGAUGGUAUUCCAUGAAGAAAACAACUAUGAAAGUCAUUCCUUUCAGCAGACUUACAAUUGUAACAGGGCAGCAAAGUGGAGGAGCAAAAGAUGUUGAACUCUCACACCGUGGAGACAUUUAG